UUCCGGAGAGUCGUCGCCGCCACGUUCGUUGCAGCCCCAACCGGCAAAAGAGAGGUGAUCAAGGGAGACGGCAACAUGUAUGCCCCGCCAUUUCAUUUCUCUCGGCCCUCUUCCUCCACGGCUCCCGUCUCUUCUUGUCCUCCCGAUGCAGCAUGAAAGCUGAGGCUGCCGCAUUGCUCGGCCGAUCGGUUCGCCUCAGGCGACGGCCCUGCGCGGUUCGUGUCUUGCUCUGAUUCUUGGCGGUGGCGGUGGCGGUGGUAAUCUUCCUCUGAUCGCAAGCGCUGCGCACAAUGAGAACUCUGCUCCAGGCCAGAGGCGGUGGUCGCGGUGCCGGUUCCGGCGCCACCGACGCGGCCGCCGAUGCAGUAGACACCGUGACAGGCACCACGCCUCCGCCCUCCUCGACCGACGAUUCGCCGCCUCCUCCUGCUCCCGACUCCUCGUCCGACCCUCCUCCUUCCCCCUCGUCGUCCUCUUCUCCGCCGCCGCCGUCCCCAUCGUCUCCCUCGGACCCACCACCGUCUCCUUCUUCGCCCCCGCCAUCACCGCCGCUCGCACCGCCUCCUUCGCCCGCGGCGUCUUCUCCCCCUCCGCCGGAGGCAUUGCCGCCUCCUCCGCCGCUGGCAUCCCCGCCGCCUCCACCUGACGCAUUGCCUCCUCCGCCACCCUCCCCGGUCUCUGCUCCCCCGCCUCCCGCAGACGCCGCACCGCCCCCGCCUGAUAACGCGGCCGCGCCACCACCGGAUAACGCGGCCACGCCCCCACCUUCUCCCGCUCAGGCGCCGCCGCCGGCGCAAUCGAACGCCAAGCCGCCUUCUUCCAAAGCGUCGCCUCCGCCUGCCGCCGCGGAGCCAACAGCGACUCCGGUGGUGGACGCCACGCCGCCACCGAAGCAAUCCGCCGUUGAUUAUGCCCCGCCUCCGUCAACGCGGACGAGCUCAUCUGCCACGGCGCACUCACCUCCUGCAGCUUCGGCGGUGACACCGCCCGCGACUGAUAGAAGCGUGACGGCACCGACACCGCCCAGCACUGGAGGCGGCAUGAGCUCCGGCGCCACGGCGGGCGUGGCAGUCGUGGCCGUGAUCGCCUUCGUCUGCUUCGCGGGCGUGUUCGUCUGCCUGACCAAGCGGCGGAAGCGGAAGUACUCGGACCAGUACUACCCGGGCUUCGCCGCUCCGGCUUACACGCCGCAGCACAUGUCCGGCGAGGCACCGUUCCUGCGUGUGCCGUCCGCUCCGGGGUCGGGGAACUUCAGCCAGCCGGGAAUGUCGGCGAUGAUGAGCGGCCAGUCGUACGGGCACCAACAGCAGCCACCACAGUACCAGCAGCAGCAGCAGCAGCCGCAGCAUCAGUUCGCGUCGGCGAACUACAGCAGCACGAUGGGGAGCCAGGGGCCGGCGAGGAGCGUGGCGACGUCGGGCGACCUGAGCGUGGGCAACAGCAAGUCGUUCUCGUUCGACGAGCUGUACGAGAUCACCGGCGGGUUCUCGCGCGACAAGCUGCUCGGGGAGGGCGGGUUCGGGUGCGUGUUCAAGGGUACGCUCGGCGACGGCAGGGAGGUGGCCGUGAAGCAGCUCAAGGGCGGCGGCGGGCAGGGGGAGCGCGAGUUCCAGGCGGAGGUGGAGAUCAUCAGCCGCGUCCACCACCGUCACCUCGUCUCCCUCGUCGGCUACUGCAUCUCCGAGGACCAUCGCCUCCUCGUCUACGACUUCGUCGCCAACGACACCAUGCACCACAACCUCCACGGGAGGGGAAGGCCGGUGAUGGACUGGCCGACGAGGGUGAAGAUCGCGGCAGGAUCGGCGCGCGGGUUGGCCUACCUGCACGAGGACUGUCAUCCAAGGAUCAUCCACAGGGACAUCAAGUCAUCCAACAUCCUUCUCGACGACAACUUCGAAGCUCAGGUCGCGGAUUUCGGGCUCGCCAGGCUCGCGGAGAACGACGUGACGCACGUCUCGACGCGUGUAAUGGGCACAUUCGGGUACUUGGCACCGGAGUACGCUUCGACGGGGAAGCUGACUGAGAAAUCGGACGUGUUCUCCUUCGGGGUGGUGCUCCUGGAGCUCAUCACCGGCAGGAAGCCCGUCGACUCGUCCCGCCCCCUUGGCGACGAGAGCCUCGUGGAGUGGUCGAGGCCGCUGCUGAACCGCGCAAUCGACGAGCAGGAGUUCGAGGAGCUGGUGGACCCGCGGCUCGCCGGUGACUACGACGACGUCGAGAUGUUCCGCGUGAUCGAGGCGGCGGCAGCGUGCAUCCGGCACUCGGCCGCCAGGAGGCCCAAGAUGGGGCAGGUUGUUAGGAUUCUGGACAGCCUGACCCUGAACGACGUGGACCUGACCAACGGCGUGCAGCCCGGGAAGAGCCAGAUGUUCAACGCCGCCAACACGGCGGACAUCAGGCAGUUCCAGCGAAUGGCGUUCGGCAGCCAGGAGUUCAGCUCCUCCGAGUACACCCAGUCCAAGGCCAGCAUGAGCGGCAGGAGGGAUCUGUAGCGGCCACGAGAUUGAAAGGAUCCAUCACAGCUUGCUUCCGACGAUUUUGUUUCUGUUCAUGUGUCGAUUCUUUUAUUCAAGAUAUUUUACAGUGAAUUUGUAUUUGCUGUUUUACUAUAUGCCUCUCUCUUUCUUUCUUUGGUGUGUACAUUAACAGAGUAUAUGCCCACAUGGUCAUGUAUUUUUAGCUAUUCUGAACAGAUAUAUGUUGUUUUUUUCAUCGGCUAUCCGAAGUAAGAGAGUGUUGUGAAUA
Molecule: messenger RNA, 2745 nt
Organism: Hordeum vulgare subsp. vulgare (domesticated barley)
Lineage: Eukaryota; Viridiplantae; Streptophyta; Magnoliopsida; Poales; Poaceae
Product: proline-rich receptor-like protein kinase PERK8
Exons: 8
Coding region: 291-2492 (733 amino acids)
Biological process (GO): protein phosphorylation
Molecular function (GO): protein kinase activity; ATP binding
Source: RefSeq, a predicted model, not a curated record